AUGAAAGCCCUUAUACAGGGAACGAUCUCGGCUCUUGGUUUUCUGGAAGAUGGAAAUUAUUAUCAGGAACCGGAUUGUUAUGAAAGUAUAAGGGAUCUUAUUAGAUUUCUAAAAUCUGACACUGAUGACUGUUUGGCAAGAAGGAUAUGUGGUGAACGUAACAUAGUUGAGAAUGAUCUAAUACACAUAAUGAAAGCAGAACAGGGUAAUGAAAAAAUGUUUGAUAUAGUUCUGCGAUUGAUAGCCAAUCUCAUUCAACCAACAUCAGUCAGUUUAUCAGGCAAGCCUCCUCUCGAAACGGCGGACUAUCAGUUAUUAUACAAGUUAGAUGAAAACCUUAGACGGACGAAGUCUGCUUUUGCUGAUAAGGAGUUUUUUAUAAUUUUGAAGACUAGAUUAGAGAAAUAUUUCUUGAGAACGGAAUGGGAUGAUCGAACUGAAGACCAGAAGUUGAUAAUGGAAAGAAUAGUCGUACUUAUGAGAUAUAUAUUUACCAUCCCUUCUGGUAAAGGAGAUGAUCGGCGGACCAAGUUAGAAACUAACACUCAUGACAAAGUAAUCAGUGCGUUCGUGGAAUCCGGAAUAGUUGAUGUUCUGACUCAUAUCGCUUCGACUUCUGGUGAACGUGAUUUCCAUUUAUCUAUUCUGCAGAUUUUUGGAUGUAUAGUUAGAGAGCACAGCCCAGCUGAUAUAGUCGCUACUUUCCAAGGAAGAAGUGAGGAGGAGAAAGCCAAGUCUGAAGCUGAAAUGCAGAUGAUCUUCCAAACAGAAUUGAAUAAGGACAAAAUCAUGAAAAGGAAUGCUAUGGCAAAAAGACAUUCGAGAUUCACGGGAUCCUAUGUGGUUAAGGGCAUUCAAGCGGUUAAUAAAGAUAAUGAUUUCGUUGUUCACAAAGUCGUUGAUGAUGUGUCAAAGAUUACCUUCAACGAUGAACGCAAAACAAAGAAGCGAAUUGCCAAAAACAGAAGACCUUUUGAAUCCAGUGAUACAACCCAUACUUCAUCAAUUGAAGUGAGACUCCAACUGAAAUCAUUCAUUGAGAAGGUGUUAGAGAAAGCAUUCAAUGUUCUUAUGAAGUAUUCGAAAGAACUGGCUUUCAAUAUGAGAACAGUUCUUGGUCAGAAGAACGCGGAAACGCAUUAUUUCCUGGUGAUGAGGUUCUUCUUGGAGUAUACACGUCUAUCCAAGCGCCCCACGUCAUAUGUGUCCUCUUGUUUGGGCAUGGAAGCAUUUCAUCAUCUCCAAAUCCAACUUGAGGAAGCGUUAGAGAAUGCUGCUUCGCAACGCAAGGAAGCUAGGCAUUUUGGUAUGAAGGCUCAGUAUGCUCUUGCUGCUUAUAAGGAAUUGAUUCUCAUACAUCAACACAUGCUCGACAUUGGUAACCCUGAUGAGAAGAAGCUAGCUCAACGAACAUGUGAGCAUAUUCUGAAAGUCGAAGAGUAUCGCGAUCUUACUGCUGGGGUUAUGCGUCGCUUUAUGCCUGGAGCCUUCUCGAAGGGUUUCUUGAGAGAAAUAGUACUAUCAACUCAUUUCUACUUACGUAUGCUCGAGAAAAGUGUCAAGGCAGGUAGUUUAACGACGGUUAACAAGAGACAGAAGAAAAGGAAAAUACGUAAGAACGGUACUAGUGGAAGCCAUAAUCAGGCGCCGAAACGAAGUGAAUGUGAUAAAAUUGAGGGAGAAACACUAGACACUCUUUGGUGUAGCAUAUCACAAGAGCUUAGUGAGUGCUUAAUGGGCUAUGUCGAACCUGCAACAACGAAAUCUCCGAUCAACUCUUUGUUGGACGUCAAUGAUGAAGAUCAUCAGCGGUUUGCAAUGCUGUACAUCCAAAGAGCUAUGAGAGAAGAAGAUGUUCAAGCUGCCGUCGGAAUCUUCAGAAACGCUCGCGAUAUUUGGAAUGCUGAAGGAAUAUUUGGUGAUAACAACAUGAGUCCUGAAGAAGAGUUCUGUGAGCUGCGUGAGAUUUUCUUCGGAGAUUUGGAAGAGAUAGCUUCUGCUUUACUAACCGCUGAAACAACUAGUGAUGAGCGAUUCAGAGGAAAUGAGUUGAUGAAUGAUGGUGAAUAUGAUAGUGAAGACGAGGAUGAAGCUACUUAUGAAACCAAAGAGGUCAACUUCGACUUCGAAGAAUACGUUGGCAAGUUUGCGAAAACGGAGAUUCUUAGAUGGUAUGUGUUCUUACUCGCAGAGUUCGACAGGAACAGUUUCGAACUAAACAAGGCGUUGAUCAAGAUGCUCCACAGAGUUUCUUUCGAUUUGAAAAUGCCCAGUCGUCUAUAUCAACUGUCCUUGUUCCGAGUAUUCUAUCUUGUGAACGACAAAAUGAGUAAACUGACUCCAGAAGAACGCAAAAUCAGUCCUCUCUUCGAAAUUCACACUUUCGGUUUACAUCUUCUGAAAAGAUUCUUCAAUGCGUUCGAAGAGAUUGGUGAUCGUCUUGCUCCUGAAGUUUUGUUCUGGAAAGGAGCCAAAGAAGUUUACGAAAUCGAGCAUAAGUUCGAAUCGCAUUACGAAACUCGAGAAACGGGUAAGUUCAAAUGGCCAGAAGAUUUGGAAGAAGAAGUUAGAUCACUUCACAAAGAGUAUAUGGAGAUGGAAGACAAGCCUGCAGAUCUCGACGUACUUGAUUUCAUCGAACAUAAUAUGACUCAGCCUCGAACAAGGAGACAAAUUCAUAGAAAAUUGAGGGAACAAGGGCUUGAAACAUUAGGGUCAAGAAUCAACAAAGGAAGUGCUAAGGAAAGAUCGUUCCCUAUCAUAGACUUGAAGGAAUUCAUCGAAAAGUACAAUGCUAACAGCGAUUUACAAUCAGAGGAUCUGGUUGACUACCUAGUGAAAUCUCUGCAAGAGAAUGGUAAAGGAGAAUACUCUCGACCAAAGAUUAUAAAGCAAUUGGCAUAUGUUGGAUGUCCGUAUGAGAAGAAGAAAAAAUUGAAAAAGGUUAAUCAGCCUUGGGACUCCUGGUUAGAGACCGAACUCAAAAGUAUCAUCGAAGAGCAUAAGCAAGCUUCGGAGAGAGAUCCGUUCCUCAUGAAUAUAGUCGAUUAUGUCUUCCAUAAAAUUCCUCAAAAGAAAACUCGAAGACAGGUUGAACAUAGGCUUGUAGGUCUAGGCAUCAUUGAAGAGCCUGUAAGGGCUCCCAGAGCAUCUAAACCAAAGUCAGCUAAGAAGAAAAAGGAUGAUUUCCUGGCUGGAUCAGAUUCGGAUAAUGAGGGAGAGCAGAGCUCAAGUGAAGAUGAAAAUGUUUACGACGUGGAUUUCGACAAAAUUUUCCCGGACAAAACUGGGGAAGAGGAGGAAGAAGUCGAGAGGAUGGAAGAAGAUGAACCUAAAGAAGAAGAAAAGAAAAUUCUGUCAGAUAUAACCAAUGAAACGGAUAAAAGAGAAAACGCUCAAAUGCAAUCUGUUCUAGUCAAUAGUGAUGACGAGAUGGGAGAUGCUGGUGAACGACGAGCCCCUUCAGAGCCUCAAGAAGUAGUAACAGCUCCAUUAGUUUCAAAGAAAAGAAAACGGGUAAUGAUCUCUGAUGAUGAAGAUGAACAUAGUAACAAUUCGGAUGAAGUUGUUGCUCCUGUGCAAGUUGGCACUAUGCGUCAAUCGGCUUCUCCUGGCGUCUCACCAGUGCGCCCCAAAAAGAAAAUUAGUAGAAUAAUAGAUUCAGAUGAAGAAGAUGAAGCAGCAGUGGUUUAA
This is a messenger RNA of Auanema sp. JU1783, 3693 nucleotides long. Lineage: Eukaryota; Metazoa; Nematoda; Chromadorea; Rhabditida; Rhabditidae. The record is from the annotation of a GenBank genome assembly.